AUGUCUCUCAGCAAUACCUCCGUUACAAACAGAUUUCUGGGUAUGGAGGAUAAUCCCUCAGUUGGGCAAACUAAAUCGCCAGCUACAUCUUCUGGAGUUGAAGAAAUUCAUCCUGAUAGACCAGAUGCAGAAGAAAUCGAGUGUGGUAGUGCCAGAACAUCAGAGAAAGUGCAAAUGGAUGGUGAUGAUGAGUCAGUUUCGGGGAUGGAGUUUAAUUCCUUAGAAUAUUUAAUGAGUUAUUAUAAGAAAUAUGGUAAGAAACGCAGGUUUGGGGUGAUAACAAAAAGGAGUGAGAUGGGAGAGGAUCAGACUGUUAGAUAUGUCACCUUUGCCUGUACCAGUGGAGGGAAGGCCUGGAAUAGGACUAUAAAUGUCGCCAACCCACAUCCGACAGGAAAGACAGAAUGCAAGGCAAAAAUUAAUACCUUAAAAGUUGCUAAUGGAAAGUUUCGGCUGACUACAGUUCACAAUAUCCACAACCACGGCCUCAGUCCAAAGAAAUCUCACUUCUUUCAAUGUAAUAGAGAAGUGAGUGAAUCUAUUAAAAGGGUCCUAGAUACGAAUGAUUUGGCCGGCAUCCGAAUGAAUAAGAGUUUCGGGUCUCUUGUUGUUGGCGUGGGAGGUUUUGAGAACCUCCCGUUUUUGGAAAAUGAUUGUCGUAACUAUAUCGACAAGGCACGACAUCUACGAUUGAGCGCAGGUGGUGCUGGAGCGCUUCGAGACUACUUUUUACGGAUGCAGUUUAAAAAUCCGGGAUUCUUUGCACUAAUGGACUUGGAUGAUGAAGGGAGGUUGAAAAAUAUAUUCUGGGCAGACUCCCGUAGUAGAGCAGCCUACCAAUAUUUCGGAGAUGUCAUAAUCUUCAACACCACAUACUUGACAAACCGAUAUGGGAUACCCUUUGCACCAUUUGUUGGUGUAAACCACCAUGGGCAAUUAAUUUUGUUGGGAGCUAGCUUGAUUUCCUCUGAGGAUACUAAGACCUUCAUGUGGUUAUUCCAAACAUGGUUGCAGUGUAUGGAUGGUAUAGCGCCAAAGGCUAUUAUCACUGACCAAGACAGAGCCAUGAAAAAUGCAAUUGCAAUAGUUUUCCCAGAAAGCCGACAUAGAUUUUGCCUUUGGCAUAUUUUGAAGAAAGUCCCUGAAAAGUUUGGCUGUUAUGGUUCUUACAAAACUGGAAUGAAAACUGCAUUGAUGAAAUGUGUAUAUGAUACCCAAACGCCAGAUGAGUUUGAAAAAUGUUGGGAUCAGUUGAUUAGCACGUACAGCUUGCAUGAGAAUGUCUGGUUGCAGAGUUUAUACACUGAGCGUGAGCAUUGGGUACCGGCAUUUUUGAAGAAUGUUUUUUGGGCUGGAAUGAGUACAACACAGCACAGCAAGAGCAUAAAUGCCUUCUUUGAUGGUUAUGUUCAUGCUAAGAUAAAUUUGAAAGAGUUUGUCGAUCAAUAUGAUAAUGCCUUGAAAAAGAAGAUUGAGAACGAAAAUGCCGCGGACUUCCAAUCAUUUAAUGUCACAAUUCCCUACAUCUCUAGAUUUCCAAUUGAAAAGAUAUAUCAAGAUUUGUACACAAAUGCUAAAUUCAGGAAAGUUCAACAGCAACUUACCGACAUUAUCAACUUGGACCCAGUUUUACUUAAGGCGGAAGCUACAGUCAAGACCUAUCUAGUAAAGGAUGAAGUUCAUGUCGAAGAUUUCACUAAGCUGGUUACACAUUCAGUGGAUUUUAGUGAGGACGAUGCAGUCGCCAAGUGUACUUGUAGUUUAUUUGAAAUGAGGGGGAUAGUGUGCCGCACAUCUUCACUAUCUUCAAAUGUAACAGAAUUAAGACAAUACCAGAUAGGUACAUUUUGGAUCGAUGGAUGA
Juglans microcarpa x Juglans regia is the source of this 1863-nucleotide messenger RNA. RefSeq names its product protein FAR-RED IMPAIRED RESPONSE 1-like. Bases 1 to 1863 code for a protein of 620 amino acids. NCBI's taxonomy places the organism in Eukaryota, Viridiplantae, Streptophyta, Magnoliopsida, Fagales, Juglandaceae. The record is from RefSeq and is a predicted model, not a curated record. The transcript has a single exon.